Molecule: messenger RNA, 777 nt
Organism: Hevea brasiliensis (rubber tree)
Lineage: Eukaryota; Viridiplantae; Streptophyta; Magnoliopsida; Malpighiales; Euphorbiaceae
Product: putative B3 domain-containing protein Os04g0346900
Exons: 4
Coding region: 1-777 (258 amino acids)
Molecular function (GO): DNA binding
Source: RefSeq, a predicted model, not a curated record
AUGACUCCUCCCUCCAAUGUUACAAGAAAACCAUCCUGUUUUUUCAAGAUAAUUCUUCAAAAUACUAUCCGUGAAGGAAAACUUAGGAUUCCCUCAAAAUUUCUGAAAUAUUAUGGCAAUUGUUUAUCAAGUCCAAUAAUCCUUAAAGAUCCCACAGGAACCUCAUGGAAAGUGGAGUUGCUGAAGAAUAUGAAUGAGGUUUGGCUAGAAAAGGGUUGGCCAGAAUUUUCUGAGAAUCACACUCUGAAACAUGGGCACUUGGUACUUUUUCAAUACCAGAGAGAUAGCCAUUUCUAUGUGUUCAUAUUUGAUGAGAGCGCUGUAGAGAUUGAGUAUUCAAGCAGUGGACUCCAUUCAAGGACGCCAAAUUUUAAUGGAGAAUCUCCACAGCCCAAUAAGCAAGAAGCCGAUGAUCAAGAUGACAUUUCUUGUGGCAACCAAUCCAAAGGAAAGAGAAAGCAGUUCAAGGAUGAGAAGGGCAUUACUAGGCAGGCAAGAAGGCCUAAAUGUUCAAAAACUUGUGGAGCUCAUGAAGCUGCUGACAGCGACUUCAUCUCAAGCUAUCCAUACUUCAAGGUUGUUUUAAGGCAGCAUCACAAUGUGUAUGAUGGCUUCCUCCUCAUCAAUCUUCGAUCGAUGGUGAAGGAAGGAAGGAGCCCUUUAAUUCUUGAAGACCUCAAGUUUCGUCAUGUUAAUAUUAAUAAUAAGAAAGUGACAAAAUUUAAAGUUUUAUUAGCAGUUACAGAAAUUUCUUCUGUCCAGUUGCAAAAUUAUUGA